Messenger RNA from Lingula anatina, 1305 nucleotides. RefSeq names its product leucine-rich repeat and fibronectin type III domain-containing protein 1-like protein. NCBI's taxonomy places the organism in Eukaryota, Metazoa, Brachiopoda, Lingulata, Lingulida, Lingulidae. The record is from RefSeq and is a predicted model, not a curated record.
CGGUCUCUGAACUUUUUGAACUCUUUAACUCGAUUGAGAACCUUAGACGUGAGUCACGCGCGAAUUAGAAAUACGGAUCUAUCAAUUUUGUCACGCUGCACGACUUUAAGAAAACUAACAAUGCGACGCAUUCCAUCACUAAGGUUCAGUGUUAGAGAAAUACAGCAACUACCAAAAUAUUUAGGUCAUCUUGAACUUGGGGAAACCAAUGUGAACUCAUUGACUUCAGAGACAUUUCAUGGGUUCUUAAAUUUGACUGUCCUUAUUAUGGAUAACGUUGGAUUAAAAACCUUGAGCUUUGUCCCAUUCAGUACGCUUCAGCGUCUCCGUUAUCUGGACGUCUCUCGUAACGGUUUACACGAGAUAACUGAAGACUUUGCACUAUUUAAAGGUGUCUUGGUUCUUCGCGAUAACCCAUUGCAUUGCAACUGCCUCCUGCAAUGGAUGCUACAAAUUGAGACAAACAGAACUUUGUCCAAACCAGAUAUACAGGGGGCGACGUGUUUCACUCCAGCCAAGUCAAGAGGCCGAGAGCCGUCUUCUCUAUCUCUGUCUGAUAUGCAAUGUUAUCCGCCAGAAGUUACGCUAAGCAUUGGUCAGUUUGACAGCAAUGACAGUCAGCUAAUAACGUGCAAUGCGUUAGGUGAUCCACCACCAGAUGUGAUUGUGCAAUUGUCGUCAGGGCGCAAUGCGUCUUCUCUAACGCAUUCGACACAAUUUUCUAAAUACAAUACAAGUGUCUCGGCGUCUAUAUCCGCCAGCGGAAAUGAUAUAUUAGUCACGUGCCAGGCGACGAAUUCAAUGGGCAAUGUUGUGAAAGAGAUAAGAGUGAAUACUCAUUGUGGUCACAAAGAACUUACAAUUGUGAAAAAAGAAAUUCAUGCUAUUCGCUCUAUGAAAGAAUCUCUUUGGACGCUUGGACUUCUUUUAAUCUUCCUGGUUUUAAUAAUCGCAGCACAUGCUAUUUCCUCUGAAGUGCGUGGUCACUUUGAACGAGAAAUGAAACACCGCAAUUCUGGUGGCUCAAUAAAUUCCUACAAGAAAAGUUCCAAAGACGCUCUUAUCGAAGGGAUCUCGGUGGGGAAUGUUUGCACACGUGAUCAAUCCUCGACAGAAGCAACCUCCGUAGAGGAAAAAACAUUGUUUUAAUUGACAGUGAAAUUAUCAUUUUUAUUUUUAAUCCGUGACAUAUAUAUCCUGCACUCUAACAUGCUUUAAUGUACAUCUUACAACUAUUCACUGAUCCAUCAAUGGUACAAGGAAAAGAAGUUCCAUUUUAUACAUCAUUUUAUAUUUCAUUUUACU